GGGGGGAAGGGGGCGGGGCAAAGCCCGCAUGCGCAAAGAAGGCUGGGGAGAGCGGGCGUCUUCGCCGGCGUCGACUUCUACUGCAGUGAAUAAUGCAGGGGAAAAAAAACAACCCCACACCUAUUUUCUCGCGAGAUUACACCUGCGCUUUUAAGCGCACGCGCAGUCGCUUCCCUUUCUGUCUCGGCGCGCUUGUCGUCUCCCCUGGUUUGUUUUUUCACCGCUCUUCCCUCCUCAACCGGAAGUGGACGGCACGUUCCGAAGGCGGUUGGCGGCUGCUCCGGAAGUGGUCUUCGCUCCGUCAGGGUCUGCGUCUUCUGGCCCAGCCGGGCCGUCUCCUUUCGCCGGUGGCGGAGAAGCGGACGAAAAAGCUUUGGUGGAAAGAGGAUGGAUCCAGCAGAGGGCAAUUUGUUUGACAUUCCUGAUUACGAACACACCCAGGAUGAGGAGUUUCAAGCUCUACCUCCCCCAGCCUCCCCAGGGGGAGAAGAUGAAGAAGAGACAGAAGAAAAAAAAUCAUCACAAAACCCUACCAGGAAAGGUGUUAGAAGGCCAAUGCCUAAACUAGAUGCUCAGAGAUUAACUUCAGAGCGAGGACUUCCAGCUCUGCGGAAUAUGUUUGAUAAUGUACAGUUCAAACGUAAAGGUCACGAGGCAGCAGACUUGAAGAUGCUCGUCACGCGCAUGGAGCAUUGGGCUCACAGGCUGUUCCCUAAAUUGCAGUUUGAAGAUUUUGUGGAAAGAGUAGAGUGCCUGGGAAAUAAAAAAGAAGUUCAAACGUGCUUAAAGCGAAUUCGACUUGACCUGCCCAUUCUGCACGAAGACUUCACAGGUAAUGAAGGUGAUGAUGGUGGAAACAGUGGACCCAAUACAGCUGCUGAAGAACUAGAUGUUUUUUCGGAGAACCGAAAUGCAAGAGAAGAGAAUGUUUCAAUUCAGAGUGCUUCUCUAACAGAGGAGCAGCAGCAGAGAAUUGAAAGGAACAAAUGGAUGGCGCUUGAAAGGCGGCAAGCAAAACUGCAGCUUAACAGUCAGACGCAAGAAGAAAACGAGCUGCCUGCAGCCCAGCCAAAUGAAGAAUGUGAGAACAUUCCAGCUCAGGAACAAGAUGAUCUGACUGCAGUAGAAGCAGAAGACUCACCUUUUGUAGCUGCUGAGGACGAGAUGCAAAGUGGUCCAGAAGAACACGAUCAAUGACCUUCGACUAUCUGGAAUUAAGAACCUGUCUCGCUACGAAGGAGUGGUAGCGAAGUCCUCCAUUCCUUGCUGUUGAGAAGUUUCGGGGUUCUAGCAUGGAGUCCUUACUGGAUCAAUGUUGGAUGCUCCUGUUUAGCCGUUUUACUAUCCUCUGCGGGUGAGAAAAUAUCCUGAAUUUUGCAGCACUAUGUUCUCUCUUGCCCACCUGGCUUUAGAAACUGUAGAGUUCUUACAGUUCUAGUGCCAUAACCUGGAAGCAGUAGGGUGGAAGUAGCGGCCCUGGUUUCUCUCAGCUAGAAAGCAACGUGGUCUCAGUAAUGGUGGCCACUGCCUUUAAAGAACAGAACCUGUCUUUUUUUUUUUUUAAACCUUUCACAUUGUGAGAAAUUUGCAUUGCAUUGUUCUUACUUUGUACUAGUGAUUAUAAUAAACUUUGGAAAUAGCCUUCUGAAAGAAAAA
Messenger RNA from Heteronotia binoei (common prickly gecko), 1656 nucleotides. RefSeq names its product TIMELESS interacting protein (gene TIPIN). Bases 388 to 1197 code for a protein of 269 amino acids. Gene Ontology annotation, cellular component: replication fork protection complex; nucleus. Lineage: Eukaryota; Metazoa; Chordata; Lepidosauria; Squamata; Gekkonidae. The record is from RefSeq and is a predicted model, not a curated record. Gene Ontology annotation, biological process: DNA damage response; DNA replication checkpoint signaling; replication fork processing. Gene Ontology annotation, molecular function: DNA binding. The transcript is spliced from 8 exons.